AUGGUAAACACACGAUCAGGUCUUCCACCCGCAAGCUCAUCCGCUCCAAACCAACCCCCUCCUGAGAAUAUCCCUGUUCCUCAAGAGGAAUCAUCAGAAGUGCCAGAGCCCCGGUCGACAGUCGUCACUACUGGAGCCUUUGAAGAGCUCAGACAACAGAUCGCCACAUUGACUCAGCUGCUAAGUCAAAGAAAUUCGCAUCCGUCAUCCACACCGGCACCCCAAGGGGGUUUCAUGGCUGAUACUCGAGCUCGAGCUCAUGUCCCUGACAAUGGCGGAGCAGGGGCCUCGGGUAUACCACAUGUGACCUCGGCCUCGAGAUCAGUGACCAUGGAGUCCGGGGAACUCGCUAGGAUUAUUCAAGAAGGAAUUACGGCGGGCCUACUUCAGGGCAACAAAGGGACGACAAGAUUCAGUCUCAACACUCCAUUUACUCCCGAGAUAUUAACAUUCCCCUUGCCAGACAGAUUUAAGUAUCCUAGGAUCAAAGAAUAUGAUGGGACCACCGAUCCAAUCAAUCAUCUGAACAUAUACACGGACGUCAUGAAUCUACAGGUUGCACCAGAUCAGGUGAUGUGCAAGGCCUUCCCGCAAACUUUGGCGAAUGCUGCUAGAGAUUGGUUCUCAAUCUUAGAGUCCAACUCCAUAGCCUCAUUCUCGGAUUUGGCGGACAAGUUCUACGCUUUCUUCGCAAGCAGCAAACACAUAAGGAAGACAUCGGCUUCCCUCAUGCAACUUAGACAAGGGCAAAAUGAGACCCUACCAGUUUCUGCCCUCACAUAUGCCAUAAAGUGCGAGGCUUUCAAGAUGUCUUUAUCCAAAACUCCACCAAAGACAGUCACCGAGCUUCUUACCCGAGCUGAGAAGUACAUAAAUAUGGAGGAAACACUGAACCCGAGAAAGGUUGGACCAUCCCAUGAAAGGGUCGAGCAUAAAAGACAGCAUGACCCGAACCCCCAUGAAGAACAACAUCGGAAAAAACAGAGACAGGAGGUUCCCCCGGCGCCGUUCACGCGUUUAAAUACGUCAAAGACCAAUCUAUUGAUGGAGAUCAAGGAUAUGAAGGAACUGAAAUGGCCUGUCAGAAUGAGGUCACCACCGGAAUCCAGGGACAUGAACAAGUACUGUGAGUUCCAUCGGGAUCAUGGGCAUACCAUGGAGAACUGUAAGGCCCUGCAACGGGAGAUUGAAGCCCUUAUUAAAAGAGGACUCCUGAGCUCCUACGUCGGUAACGACAAGCGCUCGAGGAAUGAUCGUGGCAGGAAAAAAGACCCUGAGGCAAAAAGGGAUGGUCAACCCACUACUGGAACCAUCAAUAUCAUCAUUGGAGGUAUUGCCUCGGGAGGAGACUCUAACAGUGGAAGAAAACAAUAUGCCCGACGAUAUGCCUUGGCCUCUGGGAUGCCUCAUGGAAAGCUAGAGGAUAUCACUUUUCGGACCGGAGACUUAGAAGGCGUAUCACUCCCACAUGAUGACGCCUUGGUAAUCUCAGCGAUUUUGGCCAAUUUUGAAGUAAAGAGGAUCUUGGUUGACAACGGGAGCGAGGCCAAUAUACUUUCACAAGAAGCUUUUGCCAAAAUGGGAAUCUCAUCUCAGCAGCUCAAAGCGGUUAAAACUCCUCUCCAAGGGUUUGGGAGAGGAGUCAUCACUCCAGAAGGUGUCGUCGAGCUCCCUCUAACUUUGGGUUCUGGCCAGAAACAGGUUACGGAGAUGACAUCUUUCCAAGUGGUACGUGUCUCAAUGGCCUAUAACGCUAUUCUGGGAAGACCACUUCUGAACAAGAUCAAAGCCAUUGUGUCUACCUUCCACCUGGCCAUGAAGUUUCCAACAAGUAAUGGCGUUGGGGUUAUCCGUGGAGACCAGACAGCUGCCAGACAAUGCUAUGUUGCCAGCGUUCGGGAAAUAAAUAACGACGUCAUGCAAAUCUCAAGGAUUGAUCCCGAGGACGGGCAGCAAGUCAGACUUGCCCCUGUCGAAGAAUUGAUGAAAAUUGAGCUCGAGCAUGAUAAGAAGGUGACUAUUGGUCAGGAUCUUGACGUCACCCUAAAGACAGAAUUUGUUGGUUGCUUAUCUUGCAACAUUGACGUUUUUGCCUGGAAGGUUGAGGAUAUGUCAGGGAUAGACCCUAAAAUUGCAGUCCACAGGCUUAACAUUAGCCCAGCGGCCAGGCCAAUAAAACAAAGGAAAAGACAGUUUGCCCCAGAAUGUCGGGAGGCCAAUGGUAAGUGGAGAGUCUACAUUGACUUCACAGAUCUUAAUAAAGCAUGUCCAAAGGAUAGUUAUCCCCUACCGCGGAUUGACAACUUGGUGGAUAGCACGUCUGGACAUAAGCUAUACAGCUUGGAUGCAUUUUCUGGUUAUCAUCAAAUCCUCAUGGCCGAGGAAGAUCAAGAAAAGACCUCAUUCAUGGCCGAUUCUGUCAUAUACUAUUAUAAGGUCAUGCCUUUAGGUUUGAAGAAUGCAGGGGCAACAUACCAAAGGCUCAUCAACAAAGUCUUUACUAACUUGAUUGGAAGGAAUGUGGAGGCGUACGUUGAUGACAUGGUGGUCAAAAGCAAACAGGUGGACCAACAUAUUUCAGAUCUUGAAGAAGUGUUCAACACCUUGCGAAAGUACGGAAUGAAGUUGAACCCCGCAAAAUGUGCAUUUGGCGUGGCCUCGGGCAAGUUCUUGGGCUUCAUGAUCACUCAUCGGGGGAUAGAGGCCAACCCUGACAAAAUACAAGCCUUGGCGUCUAUGGAAUCACCAAGGAACAAGAAAGAGGUACAGAGGUUGACUGGGAGGAUAGCAGCCUUGAACAGAGGAAACCAAGGCUUUGAUUGGAGUGAAGACUGUGAGAAAGCUUUCCAGGAGCUCAAGCAGACGUUGGCAUCUCCCCCUAUUCUCACUAGGCCUGAGCCUGGUGACACCUUAUUUUUGUACUUGGCCGUAUCUCAAAACGCUGUCAGCGGGGUCUUGGUGAAAGAGGUUAACAAAGUCCAGCAACCUAUCUACUAUGUAAGCAAGGUCCUACUCGAUGCGAAAACCAGGUAUACUUUGGCGGAACAACUUGCCCUUGCCUUGGUUAUAGCAGCACGGAAACUCCGGCAGUAUUUUCAGUCUCACCCUAUUGUGGUGCUCACUAAUCAACCACUUAGGCAUAUACUUCAGAAGCCGGACGUAUCAGGAAGACUGAUGAAAUGGGCAAUAGAGCUUGGGGAAUUUGACAUAGAAUUCAAACCACGCCCAUCUAUCAAAGCCCAAGCUCUGGCCGACUUCAUUGCAGAACUAACCCCUAGGCCUCGGGGGCCAGGUGAUAGCUCGAGCAUGAGCACUAAUUUGGACACUUGGCAAAUAUUUGUGGAUGGAGCAUCGAACUCCUCAGGCUCGAGCGCAGGGGUCAUCAUCAUCAGCCCUGACAAACAAACAGAGAUCCAAUGCGCUCUCAGAUUCGAGUUUGAAGCAACCAACAACAAGGUAGAGUAUGAGGCCGUCGUUAUUGCUCUUGAGCUAGCCCUUUGCCUAGAGCUCGAGUUCGUAAAGCUAUUCAGUGAUUCACAGCUAGUGGUCGGACAGAUUGAAGGAUCAUUUGAAAGGAAGGAGGAGAAAAUGAGUUUGUACUGUAUGAAGGUUCAGGAUCUUCAACGAAAAUUCAAGAGCUGUGAAAUUACAAAAAUUGCUCGAAAGGACAAUGGAAAAGCCGACGCAUUAUCCAGGCUUGUGUUCAUGGGGGUAGACGGCCUUGACAGAACGGUUCACAUUAAAAUCAUCACAGAACCCAGCAUCAGUCAAAUCCUCAACAUCAUGGACAUUGACAACGAACCAUCCUGGAUGGACCCGAUCAUAGAAUUCAUCACAAGCGGAAGUCUACCAAGCGAUGCCAGGUUGGCCAGAAGCAUCAGAGCCCGAGCUCCUAGGUACUGCAUGAUCAGCGGUGUCCUCUUUCGCAGAAGUAUUACUCUUCCAUACCUAAGGUGCCUCAGGCCAUCAGAAUCAUCCCAGGCCCUUGCUGAAGUUCAUGAAGGUGUGUGCGGGAAUCAUCAAGGAGCCAGGGCCUUGGCCUUUAAACUCGUACGAUAUGGAUACUACUGGCCAACUAUGAAAAAAGACGCCUUAGAAUAUGUUAAAAGAUGUGAUAGGUGCCAGAGGUUUGGUAAUGUUAUCCACUCACGAGCCGAAGAUCUCACCAACAUUAACUGUUCGGCCCCGUUCGAACAAUGGGGAGUUGACAUCCUUGGCCCCUUUCCUGUGGCAAGAGGCCAAUUAAAGUUUGUUGCUGUAGCAGUAGAGUACUUCACAAAAUGGGUAGAGGCCGAACCCCUCGCCACAAUAUCGGAGCCCAAGCUAAGAACCUUCACUUGGAGGUCUAUCAUUUGCAGGAUUGAUCACCGUCUGACAUCAGUUUCGUAUCCUCAGAGCAAUGGCCUGGCCGAGGUAACAAAUCGAAUCAUAUUGCAAGACCUCCGAACAAGAAUAACCGAUGUAAGGGGUUCUUGGUCCGACGAGCUGCCUUCUAUACUUUGGAUGUAUAGAACAACUCAUAGGACAACCACAGGAGAAACCCCUUUUAUGUUAGCCUAUGGCAUUGAAGCAAUGGUCCCGGUGGAAAUUAGACUGCCAAGCCAUAGGAGGCUCGUGCCAGAAACCUCGGAGCAUACAACUGAACAUCUUGAUCUCUUGGAAGAAGUACGGGAGCAAGCCGCUAUAAAGGUGGCCUCUUACCAAACUAAGACAGCGAAACAUUUUAAUAGCAAAGUCAAGGCUCGGAGGUUCAGAGCUGGCGAUUUGGUCUUGAGGAGGGCCGAAGCAGCAGGCCACCCCCCAGGGAAGCUCGGGCCCAUCUGGGAAGGGCCCUUUGAGGUCAUACGACAGGUUCGCAAAGGAGCAUACAGCCUAAGAGACACUUCUGGCAGACCUCUUCCGAGGCCCUGGAAUGCCGACAAUCUAAAAAUAUAUUACAAGUAA
Olea europaea var. sylvestris is the source of this 4944-nucleotide messenger RNA. RefSeq lists its product as uncharacterized. The coding region runs from base 1 to 4944 and encodes 1647 amino acids. The record is from RefSeq and is a predicted model, not a curated record. The transcript is spliced from 5 exons. Gene Ontology annotation, molecular function: RNA-DNA hybrid ribonuclease activity; nucleic acid binding. NCBI's taxonomy places the organism in Eukaryota, Viridiplantae, Streptophyta, Magnoliopsida, Lamiales, Oleaceae.